This is a messenger RNA of Lutzomyia longipalpis, 1789 nucleotides long. RefSeq names its product testis-specific serine/threonine-protein kinase 6 (gene Tssk). Gene Ontology annotation, cellular component: cytoplasm; autophagosome. The coding region runs from base 896 to 1783 and encodes 295 amino acids. The record is from RefSeq and is a predicted model, not a curated record. Gene Ontology annotation, molecular function: ATP binding; protein serine/threonine kinase activity. The transcript has a single exon. NCBI's taxonomy places the organism in Eukaryota, Metazoa, Arthropoda, Insecta, Diptera, Psychodidae. Gene Ontology annotation, biological process: peptidyl-serine phosphorylation; protein autophosphorylation; autophagy.
CUAUUUUUAUACAUUCUUAAACUAACCACAAAGUGAUGUGAAUUGUUAUUAUUUAUUUCUCACACUAGGUAGGUACCAAGAAGCUGUCCAUGCAAAAAAAAAGUGCCUUCGUUGAAAAAUAAAAAUUUCAAUAGAAUAUUUUUGCUCAACAAUAAAAUUCAAUUUAUAUUGCACAAGAUAUGAGUUUCUUUUCCCUUCACACUAUUUGUGGGGAGAAAUUCAAAUUUUUCACUACAAUAUGUGACAGCAAUGGAUGCAAAGAUGAAGAAAAGGUGGAUAUCAUUUGCCCAUUGUGGAUGGAAACAUUUUUUUUUCGGUAGAAAAAAUAAAUUUAUGGACGAUCGCGAUCAUGGUUUUUUUUUCUGUGCGAGAUUAUCUAAUAGUUCAGAAACCCACUGAAAAAAUAUAAAUCUCAAUUGCCCAAAUCUCGCAAUUGGACUUUCAAAAACACCUUUAGAUGGUAAAACUAAUCUGCGAUUUAUAGUUUGUCCAACGGAGAUCACUUUAAACAGCAACUCAACAAAAAAAAUGAAAGACGGGCAGCUACUUGAAAUAUUUGCUAUCAUUUCACCUCUUCACACAUUUAUGCAACAAUUUAUCAUCAGAAAACCUUCAAUUCGAAUGUAUAGAAGCAAAAGAAAGGAAUUUAAAAGCCCGUCAUCAAUGAAUUAAUCAUAUAGAUAUUCCUAAAAUCGAGGAAGCUUUUCUUAAAAUAAAAGUUUCCUUUUAUAUUUCUUUGUCAUUAAAACUUUUUUUUCAGCAUCAAUCUUUCAAAGUAAACCUAGAAAAAUUGUUUCAAAGUACUAAAUUGCUAGUUGAAAUUUCAAAAAAAGAGAAUUGGUGUGUCACUUGGAAGCUGAUUGAUUGCAGUGGAAAAGCAUUUAUAAGAAAAGGAAUGUCGGCAUCACGAAAUAAGAUCACUUUGGCAACUGCAGUUGAUCAAUUGAGCAGCAGCAGCAGCAGCAACACCAAGAUAUCAGGGAAAGGGAGUGAAUACUUUUACGGCAAAACAAUUGGGAAGGGUGAAUAUGGGACUGUCGUGCUUGUUAAGAUGCUUACAAAACACCAAGGAAUGAUUGAUCUUGCGUGCAAGAUUGUUGAUCUCAAGAAAACACCCACCAACUAUUCCAACCAUUUCUUCACACGUGAACUAAAAAUACUUUCAGAAAUCAAUCACCCAAAUAUCAUUGAAACCUUGCGGAUUGUUAAUCGAAAUGAUCGCAUCUACAUUUUCAUGCAAUACGCCCAAAAUGGUGAUUUAUUGGAGUACAUACGGAAGAAUGGUGCCAUCAAUGAGGUACAAGCUAAACGAUGGUUCACACAAAUGUUGGAAGCCAUUGCCUACCUGCACAGUAUCAAUAUUGCCCAUCGUGAUCUCAAGUGUGAAAACAUCUUAAUUUCGCGCGCAAUGAAUGUGAAGAUCACGGACUUUGGUUUUGCACGCUACACAACAUCUCCAAAUUUCCUUUCAACAACCUAUUGCGGUUCAGCCGCCUACGCAGCACCUGAGGUCAUUACCAACACUCCAUAUGAUCCUAAAUUAUCCGAUGCAUGGUCACUUGGGGUAAUAUUUUUCAUCAUGAUAAAUGGAGUGAUGCCAUUUCGUGAUGAAAAUCUCCAUAAACUCCUUGCGGAGCAACGAAAGAAAAGCUAUAAAUUCACAAAAGAAAUCUCCAGUGGAAUGUCUAAUAAAACAAAGACAAUCAUUGAUAAUCUCCUUGAAGUAAAUCCCCAUAUCAGAUGGACUGUUAAUCAAACUCUUCAAUUUGAGAAAUUAUUUUAAUUACUA